Molecule: messenger RNA, 2221 nt
Organism: Nematostella vectensis (starlet sea anemone)
Lineage: Eukaryota; Metazoa; Cnidaria; Anthozoa; Actiniaria; Edwardsiidae
Product: epoxide hydrolase 4
Exons: 11
Coding region: 117-1187 (356 amino acids)
Molecular function (GO): hydrolase activity
Source: RefSeq, a predicted model, not a curated record
UACACUGGACUUAUGUCAGCCAUCUUGUUUUGUGCAAUUUUACUUUAUUAUUACAUUAGCAGCCCUCAUCGUAAUUGACAUAGGUAGACCGGCAGACCAUAGACUACAGACAAGCUAUGUCCAUCUUCGAGUCAUUCUCCGUAAUAUCGUUUAUUUUGGUUCAUAUCCUUGCCCUGUUCUUUGGCUGUCUGGUAUUGUUGAGAAUUGCCUGGACAAUAAUUCGUAACCCAUCGGCCUUGAAGGCGGUCAAAAUCACAGCUCCUACAUCAUUGACCAACCCUGAGUUUGGUGAGCACUGCUAUAUGCGUACACCAUCAGGCCUAAACUUCCACUAUGUCGCCAAAGGUGAUCUAAACAAACCGUUGAUGCUCUGCCUGCAUGGGUUCCCUGAGUUCUGGUAUUCUUGGAGAUAUCAGCUUCAAUGGCUUAGUGAGAAUUAUAGAGUUGUUGCAAUGGACAUGAGGGGAUAUGGUGAAAGCGACCACCCUAAGGGAAGAGGUGAAUAUGUAAUGACAAAAUUAACACAAGAUGUCAGGGAAGUUAUGAGUGGCCUAGGGUUUUCAUCUUGUAUCCUGGCCUGUCAUGACUGGGGAGGGUUCAUUGGAUGGACAUUUGCUCAUCAAUUUCCAGAUAUGGUGGAGAGACUGAUUAUUGUCAACUGUCCACACCCAAUGGCUGCUGAGAAAUACGUCUUUACCCAUCCAUCACAGUUGUUGAGAUCGUGGUAUGUCUACUUCUUCCAGCUACCCUACCUACCCGAGUUCUGGAUAGCUCUCAAUAACUAUGAAGUUUUUGAGGAUAUGUUCAGGGGAGAACAAAUGGGAGUGAGAAAGCCAGGAUCUUUAACAGACGAAGAUCUGGCAGCAUAUAGAUAUAUGUUCAGCCGCGAAGGGGCUCUCACACCUCCCCUGAACUACUACCGCAAUGUGCUGGUCCGCACCAAGAGUGACAGGGACUUAUUUAAGGCAAGAUUUAGGAAACCCGUCCUUGUCAUUUGGGGAACUGGCGAUCGUGCUCUUGAAUCUGGUAUGCUUGAAGGAACUGCUGACUUCGCUCCAAAUUUGACAAUCAGGUAUGUUGACGGUGCGUCCCAUUGGGUCCAGCAAGAGGAACCCGAAGUUGUGAACGAGUGUAUCCACGACUUCCUGACAGCGCAGUCGUAUGAAAUGAUCAAUAGGCCCAACUAAUAAUGCAAGCCAAACUCGUAUAUUCUGCGGUCACUAUAAAUAGUCCCGAUCCUUGAGAUCCUUUAUUUAGAUACCUCUAUAAGGUUUCUUUAAAAAAAUUAAAUGUUCACUUGUUUUGGUCCCAAGGGUAUAGCUGCUUGAUAAGGUACCACAAGUUUACUACGACUCAUGUGAAUUCAAUCGCUUUUACCGGUUUUUCAUCAGUCUUCCGUAGCCCCCCCUCCCCCUCCAAACCCCCAUGAUUCUAGUUUCAAUAUACACUUAUUUCAAAUAAGUUUGCACUCAAGAAUCCGUGUAUCAUAUUCCGAAGUGGCUCUAUGUUACGUAUAAAUGGUUGAAUCAAGUACACGAACAAGAAUGAAGCUUUUUCAAAACUGGAUUUGUUUGAUCCACGGCCAUUACUUGUUUAUUUGAUUACACUGAAGCACUGUGAGUUACAAAACAGUGCAACUUUAUUUGACAUGGGUAUAUAAGGCCAAGAUAAUGGCUAGGAAAAUCAUGUGGGGCCCUUCAGGUUCUUCACUAUCCAUUUGAGUGGCAGUAUCUCGAAGUAUCCAUUACGGUGUCAGUUUGUUGGGUAGAACUCGUGACGCAGCCUUUUUAGCCGGUUAUUUUGUAGUUGGAGCUAGUGAUUUAAAUAUUUAUAUAGAAUCGUGACAUAUUGGCCAUGACAACCUGUCACAUGAAGCGGAUGGACUUAAAAUUUAAGUAUGGGACCCAAAAGGUAAACCAGUUGUAUAAAUUGCCUUCAUAAUUCUUGUUUGUUUGAGUUGCAUCAUGGGGGUUGGGGGGGGGGGGGGGGGGCGUCGGAAUGGAAGGCAUGGUUGAGACAUGGUUAUUAGAUGAGUAUUGGAAUCGUGUGGACAUAGAAUCGUCUAUUAAAAAGAUUUUCUGAUAAGAAUUAUGGAUUACAGAUUCCCGAACUGCGUCAAAGGGCUGUGAUAAGAUGUUGUGAAUUAAAAAUAGAAGAAAAUUAAAGAUGUGUAUGUAAAUAGCGAAAUUCAAGAGAUGCUAAAUAAAACCGCUUCUUUCCA